AUGAGACAGGCCUGGUAUGACAAGCAAGGAGGAACGCCGAAAGAUUUGAAGGACAAGCUGAAGAGCGACGAGGAAAAGCUGGGACAUAUGCCCUUUGCAUACUUCUGUGCGGCCGACCACCCAAACACCAAGGAGUUCGCUUCUAAGGUGAUUGCACUACUAGCGGCUGUUCUUUGCAGUGGGCUGGGAGACGAGUGGGUCAUGGAGGAUAUUGACAGCCUCCCUCCGUAUGGCACACUGCUGAAGACCGAUCGUGCGGAAUACGAGGAGUUGAGGCUCAUCAGAAACUGGAUAGCUCAGGGUAGACUCCGCAACAAUCAAUUCAAUCCGGUCACUCUCCUAGACCCACUUACCUAUCUAGGUAGGGCUUAA
Molecule: messenger RNA, 372 nt
Organism: Pyrenophora tritici-repentis Pt-1C-BFP
Lineage: Eukaryota; Fungi; Ascomycota; Dothideomycetes; Pleosporales; Pleosporaceae
Source: RefSeq, a predicted model, not a curated record